Messenger RNA from Zeugodacus cucurbitae (melon fly), 6106 nucleotides. It is a transcript of the gene Cad74A, whose product is annotated as cadherin-23. Gene Ontology annotation, biological process: homophilic cell-cell adhesion. The transcript is spliced from 9 exons. Bases 176 to 5695 code for a protein of 1839 amino acids. Lineage: Eukaryota; Metazoa; Arthropoda; Insecta; Diptera; Tephritidae. Gene Ontology annotation, cellular component: plasma membrane. Gene Ontology annotation, molecular function: calcium ion binding. The record is from RefSeq and is a predicted model, not a curated record.
UGAAUGAGUAACCAACAUUGCUUGAGAAUGAGUCGUGGCGUGCGGACGUACUUUUCGUGAUCGAUGGUCGAAGUGCAAAUAACAUAAAAGAAGCAAAAACAAAAAGCCAACAACAAAAGUGUGGAUAUAAAGCAGAAUAGUGUGUGUGUGUUUGUGGAAUCAGAGGUGCCGAAAAAUGCGGAAUUCCUCGCCGACGUCAACCCAUGGGUGCCAUCUUUACAGUAGGAGCACCGCUUCACUAUUGGCCGCCCUUCUGCUGCUGCUCCAACUCCUGGAGCAUGGGGCGCAUGCGCAGACGCAAAAUCAAGCGCCACACUUUGUGCCCGGCAGCGGCGAUAUGUCACGUUUCAGCUUGCUCGAGAACACGCCAGUCGGCAGUCCGGUCUAUCAGUUGCGCGGUAUCGACCCGGAGGGCAGCCGCUUGAAGUACAGCAUAUCUGGGCCAGUGUUCUCAGUUGACCGUGAAACGGGUGUUGUGCGCCUACGACAAGAACUUGAUCGCGAAACGCAAGACACCAUCGAGGUGAUCAUUAGCAUAACAGAUGAGGGCAUCUAUGGCACCGAACCAAACACGAUUUCAUUGCGUCGCGAAAUACCGGUGCGCGAUUACAAUGACAACCAUCCGACCUUCAUUGGGCGUCCCUAUUCGGCAAGUGUUAGCGAAUCGCUGGCGGUGGGCGGGGAAUUGGAAAUCAAACCACGUAUUAUUGCCAUCGAUCGUGAUGAGGGCAUCAAUGCCAUUUUGACCAUCAAAUGUGUACAGGAGAAUGAUAUUUGUGAUACGUUUGAUGUGCGUGCGGAACGUAUCUCUGAUGGUAAUUACACAGCGCGCGUCACGCUGAAAAAGUCGCUCGAUUACGAAAGCCGUCCGUCAUACAUAAUGACGGUGGCCGCGUCGGAUGGCGCGCUGGACAACCGAUUGACCUCAUUCGCCAGUGUCUCGAUCAACGUGGUUGACGUGCAAGAUCAACCGCCAAUCUUCACGAAUGCGCCGUACUCUGCCACGGUGGCGGAGAACACACCGGCCGGUGUGAGCGUAUUGACCAUUAAGGCGGUUGACGGUGACGUUGGCAUACCGCGUGACAUCACCCUCUCGCUGGAUGAUGAGCAUUUCGGUCACUUCGAGUUGGAGCCAUUUGGCGAUCCCAAGGAAGGCACCGCCACAUUGAAAACCACAAAUGUGCCAUUGGAUCGUGAGAAUCCGGAGAUAUUGCAAAACGGCGGCGUGUAUGUGUUCACCGUACGAGCCACAGAGCUGAUCGACGGUCAACCGCAAGCGGAUUACUCAACAACGCGCGUAACGAUCGUGGUCACUGAUGUGGAUGAUCAUAUACCAGAGUUCAAUGAAGACUACUUUAAUAUUUCCAUACCAGAGAACUUGGGUAAGGGUAUGGCAUUGCCGGGUUUGUCGGUAUUUGUAGAUGAUCGUGAUAUGGGUGACAAUAGCCGUUAUGAGUUGGCAUUGAGAGAUGUUAGAAACUCGAAAGAUAUCUUCACAGUGAGUCCUAAAGAAGCACAGGGUCGUACACCGGUAGUUGUACGAGUACUAAACUCUACGAAGCUGGAUUACGAUGUUGACGAUGCCACACUGCGACAAUUUGAGUUCGAGCUAGUUGCUUCAGUGAAUGGGGAGGAAAAAUCAAAAGCGAGUGUUCGAGUCAAUUUACAGGAUAUCAAUGAUAAUGCGCCCAUAUUCGAACAAAACACCUACCGCUUUGCCGUUCCGGAAAAUGCCACAAUGAACGAAGAGUUCGGUGUGUUCAAGGCUACUGAUAAGGACUCCAAUGAGUUUGGCAAAAUCACUUAUUUGUUGAAAGGCUUUGGGUCCGACAACUUUUUUGUGAACCCGGACACUGGUGGUUUUCAUGUGCAGAAGCCAUUGGACUAUGAGAAACAAAACAGUUACAGUUUGACAAUUGUAGCCAAAGAUGGUGGUGGUCUCGAGUCCAACGCGAUUCUCUAUGUAGAUGUGCUCGAUGUGAACGACAAUUAUCCAAUAUUCGAAAGCGAUGAGUAUACAAGAAUUAUUCGAGAAGGCACUGCGAGCUUCGAGCCUCAAUUCUUUAUACGUGCUCAUGAUUACGAUGGACCGACGCAGGGUGGCGGGCGUGUUAAGUAUGCGAUUGUAUCUGAGAAUAGUAUUUCGGGAAAUGUCUUCCAAAUUGAUGAAGAUAGUGGUGAGAUAACUUUACAUAAAUUGGCAAAAUCCAUGGACACCGAACGAGGUGAAUAUGAGCUCGUGAUCUCAGCAACCGACUUCGGUAUCCCACCCUUAACUAAUACAACACGAGUCUUAAUAAGGGUUGGUAUUAGUGGAAAUCAGCGUCCAAUAUUCAAGGGACACUUCCAGAAUAUCGAAAAUGUGCCAGUGCUUGGACCGCCUAGUUAUCGUGUUUCAAUACCAGAAAAUGCUCCUGCUGACUAUAAUGUGACCAUGGUUUCAGCACAUGACCCCGAUGGAUUUGACGAACUCCUAAGAUAUCGCAUUGUGGGAGCAAAUGAUAAUUUCGAAAUUGAUGAAAUGUCCGGUCUUAUUACCGUCUCUCCUCACGCGCAUAUCGAUCGCGAUGCCAACAUGGAUAGUUUUGAGAUUACUGUAAACGCCGUGGAUGCUGGCACACCCAUACCGGAAACAGCCACCACCACGGUAUAUGUCAACGUCAAAGACAUAAACGACGAGAAACCCAAGUUCGAACACGCCAGCUAUGCGGGUUACGUGUCUGAGCGCACAGAAGUGGGUGAGAGUGUGCUCAAAGUGCGCGCUAUCGACAAAGAUCUCUUCUCCAAACUGGAAUAUAGCAUCACUGGGGUGGUAAAAGCGACCACAAAAGCCGGUGUCAGUAUAACGAAUCGUAGUAACUACAAACCGGAGGAGGCCUUCCGCAUUGAUAGUGGAACAGGCGAAAUAUUUGUGAACAGCACGCUGAGGCAUGAUGUGGCAGCCGUGAUCACAUUCAGUGUACAAGUGCGCGAUCUCAACGCCGAAGUGGAUCCCGAAGGACAGAUUGAUACGGCGGAGAUAACAAUUUAUGUACAAUCUUUCAAAGACACAAACCCGGUGUUUAACAACAAAGGCUGGACCAGUUCGAAGCCGGUGAUACAUAUUGUGUUGAAGGAAGAAAUGCCAAUCGACAGUGCUCUCUUUAUACUUCAAGCUGAAGAUCCCGUUACGCAGACAGCGAUUACUAGCUUCCAACUCGUUGAACCCGACGAACUGGAAUACUUUCAAAUCAAUGAGCGCACAGGAGAAAUUAUAUUGAGAAAACGAUUGGACUACGAAGCACUCGAGGCAGGUAAAACUGACUUUGACUUCCAAAUCAAAGCCACUUCGGCCGAUGGUCAGCGCUCAACGAUCACCAGAGUUAAUAUAACUGUAGAAAAUGUGAACGACAAUAGUCCCAUAUUCGAGGAAUCAGCUUAUAAGGCAACAAUCAUUGAAAAUAAAAUGCAUCCAGAGAAAGUGGCGCAUGUUAGAGCGAUUGACAAAGACGCCGCGCUCAAUGAACGCGAUCAACGACUCGGAUAUCACAAGAUCGUGUAUUCGUUGCAGGGCGAAUACGCAGAGCUCUUUGAGAUUAAUAGCACCACCGGAGAAAUAGUUAUUGCCGUAAAUCAGACCGUUGAUCGCGAACGUACUCCACAUAUAUAUCUGCAAGUAAAAGCCGAGGACUCACCCGGACGACCUACAGACGCCAAACAGAGCACCGUCGACUUGACCAUUGAUGUGUUGGAUGUCAAUGACAAUGCGCCGGAGUUUAGUCAGAAGAACUACACGGGUGUCAUACCGGAGAAUGCGCCCGUCGAUGCAUUUGUGCUGAAAGUUAACGCUGACGAUCCUGAUGAUGGACCAGGUGGUGAAGUGCGAUAUGAACUGCUGGAUGAGGGCGAUGCAAAAGAUUUAUUUAAGAUCAACGCAGUAAGUGGAGAAGUGAAAAGUAAACGAGAAUUGACUGGUAAGGGCCGUUCACAGCCUUAUGAAUUGGUGAUAAGGGCACAAGAUAACGGUAAUCAAGUACCGAAACAAGAGUCGCUGGCAACAGAUGUGCCCGUCAUUGUGUACAUAGGCGACGUGAGUGCCAAUGAUGGUAUACCAUAUUUUGUAGCGCCCAAAUUGGGGCAAAUGGCUAAUGUGACAGAGAACUCUGCAAUCGGUUCACCAGUGUUCCAAGUCAUAGCGAGUGAUCCUGACAAUCCCAAUAUGCCUUCGGGUAUGCUCACCUACACAAUAUUGGAAGACACAGCUGACGCCGAAUCUUUUGCGAUCGACGAGAAGACUGGUCUUAUAACGACCCUGAAAUCCUUGGACCGCGAAGAAAAGGACACAUACAACAUAAUUCUAGAGGUGUCGGAUGACGGGCAGCCACGACAGUCGGUUACACGGAUAUUACAAAUUACAGUAAUAGACGUAGAUGAUCACUUGCCACAUUUUGUUCGCGAAGUUGACGCUGUGCCCCUGACUUUUAGCAUACUUGAGGAAGAGCCUGAGGGUACGGUUGUGGGCAAUCUCAGCGCCAUUGACGAGGAUAUAGGCGCUAAUGCACUCAUAAAAUACUCAAUAUUAGAAGGGAAUAACGAAAAUGUAUUCGUCAUUGAACGCACCGAGGAUAACGCGGCUAUUAUCAAAACCACCCGACCAAUUGAUAGAGAAUCAGUCGAAUCAUAUACAUUAACGGUGAAAUGCUUCAAGCAUAGUGAAAGCUUCUACUCAUUUGUAGGCGAUGAAUACGAACCUAAAGAUCUGUCUCACAUUCAAGUGACCAUCAGAGUGAUCGAUAUAGACGACAAUCUGCCGAAAUUCACGCACAAAGACGCCUCCAUUGGCAUACGCAUUAAUGUGCCCAUCGAUACAGUUAUAACCACAGUACAAGCGACUGAUCUUGAUGCCGAAGCGCCGCCGAUAGUCUACUCCAUCGAUAACGUCACCUUCGUGCCACAAUUCUACAAGCGUACGCGCAAGAUCGACUCGAGACCGUUGAAGAACCUAUUCACACUCAACAAUCGAACCGGCGAGCUGCGUACAGGCGGCUCUUUCUCCGACUAUGUAGAUGGCUACUUCCAGAUGAAGAUACGCGCCAACAAUUCGGAACGUGUGAAACGUCACACCUUCAACAAUUUAAAGAUUUUCGUUAUACGGGACAAAUCUUUGUUGAAAUUCGUUUUUGCCCGACCACCGUCCGAGAUUCAAGGCAUCAUACGUCCCUUCCAAGAGAAACUCCAACAGAAGUUGAAGCCGCUCGGUUUGGAACUGCACAUACUCGAUACACAGGUGUUGACACGUGCCGACUACACGUUGGACUUCACAGCGACCAGUUCGUGCUUCCAAAUGUUCAAAAACGGUGCGGCGAUCUCACUGCAAGAAAUGCAGAAGCUCAUGCAUUCCGAGCAGAUGAAGCAAGAACUCUUCGACACAUAUGUGGAGUACGGUGUGAGCGAGGUGGAGCUGUGUACGGUGCGUAAGCCGCAAGUCGCGGCGAGUAUGAUGACCUCAGCCGGCACUUGGCUAGUCAUAUUGGCGGCUUUUAUUGGUCUGGCUGCCAUUGUUGCGGCAUGUACGGCCUGCUGCCUGAAGAAAAAAUACAAAAAACACUCGAAACGCAGCUUGCAAGCCUCACGCGCUCCCACAGAACCCUAUACGGUGGGCAUGGGUGUGCCCACGCUCUACUAUUCGGAACCCAUCUACGGUCCCCUGUCAUAGCAACCAGUCAUUUGGACUAGUGUAGGCAAAUAUUAAUUAAAUUAGCGCAUAGAAUGGUUGACGCAAUUAGUCCUAAGAUUGUACUUUUAAAUUUCAAUAUAUCUAAGUCUAUAGGUCCCUCUAUUCUUAUGGUUAGUGAGCAAGACUGCGCAUAUUAUUUAAUUUUAUUGAACUAAGUCGGUGUGUAAAAAUUAAUAAUAUGCCUGUGAUUCAUUGUUUGUACAUUUAUUAUCUUUAUUAUUUGUAUGGUUAUGAUUUACUAUGUAAGUAACUUUAAAACGGAACAUGUCAGUUCUUAUAAGUUUUAAGAAAUCAAAUAUGUAUCUCCAGAGUGUAAAUAAAGAAUAAGUCGACUUAGUUAGCUAAGCAAGACAAAGUAAUCAAAAAAGAAUGCCUAAUUAUUAUAAAUCU